This is a messenger RNA of Eimeria acervulina, 2172 nucleotides long. Its product is annotated as transketolase, putative. Lineage: Eukaryota; Apicomplexa; Conoidasida; Eucoccidiorida; Eimeriidae. The record is from RefSeq and is a predicted model, not a curated record. The coding region runs from base 1 to 2172 and encodes 723 amino acids. The transcript has 9 exons. Gene Ontology annotation, molecular function: transketolase activity. Gene Ontology annotation, cellular component: cytosol. Gene Ontology annotation, biological process: pentose-phosphate shunt.
AUGGCUCAUUGUCUGUUUGGCCACGUGAUGAAGUAUUAUCCGAAGGACCCAAGGUGGUUCAACCGAGAUCGAUUUGUCUUGUCCAACGGACAUGCCUGCGUGCUUCAGUACACGAUGCUGCACCUUGCAGGGUACGAUCUCUCCAUCAACGACAUUAAGAAAUUUCGGAAACUCCACAGCAAAACACCAGGCCAUCCUGAGGUUGGACACGCGCCGGGAAUUGAAGUAACCACUGGUCCCCUUGGCCAGGGCAUUUCUAACUGCGUAGGCCUGGCUAUCGGUGCUCAUCAUUUGGCAGCGAAGUUUAACAAGCCGAAUUUCAAUUUAUUCAAUAAUUUCAUAUUCUGCAUCUGCGGAGACGGAUGCUUACAGGAAGGUGUUUCCAGCGAGGCCUGCUCGUUGGCAGGCCACUUGGGUUUGGGCCGUCUUAUUGUUUUAUACGACUCCAACAAUGUGACUAUAGACGGUGACACAUCGCUGAGCUUCACGGAGAACGUUAUCCAGAGGUUUAAUGCUUAUGGCUGGCAUACGCAAACCGUUAAGGACGGAGAUAAGGAUCUGACCGCCAUCCUACAGGUGGGGCAAGACAAGAGUGUAUGGGAAGAGUUGGGGGGAAAUGCGGAGAGCACAGUCAUGGACACUGCUAGAGAUGGGCUGUCCAGUAAACGGGGAGGGGCAAGGAGGUGGAACAAAGUCGUGGCAAUGGAAAAAUUCGAAUUGCAUUUUUGUUCAUAUCCGCCUUGUGCAAUGAACCCGGCAUCUCAAUCCAUCUCGGCCAGCCUCGGCUUCGAUAUUUUCUGGGGAAGCCCCAUAUGCGAUGGGCGUGUACUCUAUGUCCAGGCCAUCAGGAAGGCGAAGGCAGUGACGGACAGGCCUUCUCUCAUCGAGAUCAAGACGACAAUUGGAUGGGGGAGUCAGAACGAAGGGACUGAGAAGGUGCAUGGAGCUCCUUUGGGUGCCGACGAUAUCAAGCAGCUAAAGGCGAAGCUGGGGCUCAAUCCAAACGAAACCUUUCAGGUGCCAGAAGAGACAAGAAAGUUCUAUGCCGAAGUUGCCGCCCGCAACAAAGCUGAAUACGAAGCGUGGCAGUCUCUCUUCUCCAAGUAUGGGGAAGCUUAUCCUGAUGAAAAACGAGAGAUAGAAAGGAUGUUUGGCAGAGAAGUAAACGAGCAGGUUGAAGCAGCGUUGCGUGAUAUGGCCAAGGCAGCAGCAGACACUCCGGCCUCCACGCGUGUGCUCUCGGGCAAGGCUCUAAAUGCAAUUAAAGACUUCAUGCCAGAGCUUAUCGGUGGCAGUGCGGACCUAACGACCUCGAACGAGACAAAGCUGAAGGGUGAAGCCUCGUUCUCUCCAUCCUCAAAGUUCGGCUCCUACGCUGACCGUUACAUCCACUUUGGAGUAAGGGAGCAUGGGAUGGCUGCCAUUUGCAAUGGAUUGUAUGCAUAUGGAUGUUACCGCCCUUUCGGGGCCACGUUCCUUAACUUUGUUACUUACGCUUGGGGAGCGGUGCGACUGGCGGCCCUUUCUAAACUCGGCUGUCUUUUCAUAGCCACCCAUGACUCCAUUGAACUGGGAGAAGAUGGGCCGACGCACCAGGCAGUGGAGGUCAUUCCCCUCUGUAGGGCGUUGCCCAACAUGCUUUGCGUCAGGCCAGCAGAUGCAAACGAGGUGGCGGCGGCUUACAUGCUCUGGUUGAGGCAUUCGUCGGGCCCCACAGUCAUGUGCUUGUGCCGUGGGAAUAUCCCUCCAAUUGUUGGCAGCUCAGUGGAUAAGGCGUUGAAGGGUGGCUACAUUAUUUCUGACUUCUCAAACUCGGGAGGGCCUCAAGUGAUAAUUGCUGGCUGUGGUUCGGAGCUGCAGUUUUGCGUGGAGGCGAAGCAGCUUCUGACAAAUUGCGAUGUACGCGUUGUCUCCAUGAUGUGUUGGGAUACGUUUGAACAGCAGUCGGAGGCUUACAAGGAAGAGGUCCUGAUGCAAAAGGAAAGGAGACAAGGGAAAGUUUUGUGUGUUUAUGUUGAAGCUGCCGCAACCCUAGGCUGGGAAAAAUUCUUCGACGUGCACAUCGGAAUGAAGAGCUUUGGCGCCAGCGCCCCACGGGCAGAUAUUUGGAAAGCGUUCGGCUUUACUGGUGAAAACGUUGCGAAGAAAGUCAAGGAGGCCCUAAAGAAGUAG